AUGAAGGUCAGACCGGCAGCCCAGGGCUGGGCAGCCGCCGGGCGGGUCGCGUUGCUGGCCGUGCUCCUGCCGCUGUGCUGGCGGGCGGCGGCGGAGCGGCUCCGCUACUCCAUCCCCGAGGAGCUGCCCAGAGGCUCGCUGGUGGGGCCGCUGGCCCGGGACCUGGGGCUCAGCGCCGACGAGCUGCCGGCGCGCAAGCUGCGGAUAGUCGCUGGUGACGAAAAGCAGUACUUCACUCUCGGGGAAGGUAAUACAAAUCUGCGGGUGAACGAGAGGAUAGACCGAGAGGGCAUCUGCGGGGCCGUGUCGCCCUGUGUCCUCCGCCUGGAGGCAGUCAUGGAGAACCCUUUCGACAUGUUUCAUGUGAGCGUUACUAUCCAGGAUAUCAAUGACAACGCGCCGCGGUUCAACAAAGAAUUUGUUACCAUAGAAAUGAUCGAGUCGACGCCUCCUGGGAGCAGGUUCACACUGGGCAGUGGCAGAGACCCCGACAUUGGGGCAAACUCUUUACAGAAGUACGAACUUACCCCCAAUCCACUCUUCUCCCUCUUAGUGAGGGAGAGCCCUGAUGGGACGAAACACGCGGAACUGGUACUGGAGAAAAACUUAGACCGAGAGAAACAGAGAAAUCACCAUUUGAUACUGACGGCGCUGGAUGGCGGGGAUCCGGUCCGAUCCGGGACAGCCCAGAUUAAGAUUAACGUGACAGACGCAAAUGACAACCCACCAGUAUUCACCAAAGAGAUCUACAAGGUUCGACUGAUGGAAAACAUGCCAGAGGGCUCCUUAGCUUUUCAGGUGAAAGCUACUGACAGUGACGAAGGUACAAAUGCAGAAAUCACCUACUCUUUCAGUGACAUCGCAGACAGUGGUCGCCAGCUCUUCUCUCUGGACCCCAGGACAGGGGAUGUGAAGGUUACAGGCCCCUUAGAUUAUGAAGAAGGGAAAUAUUAUGAAGCGACUGUUGAAGGCAAGGAUGGGGGUGGACUCACUGCACAAGCCAAAGUACACAUAGACAUUACAGACGUAAAUGACAAUGUGCCAACCAUUUCUCUCCUGCCUAUCUUGAACCCAAUACCCGAAGACUCAGUCCCGAGCACAGUUGUAGCUGUGAUCAAUGUUCGUGACAGAGACUCGGGAGAAAAUGGAGAAGUGAGCUGUAACAUGGACGGAAAUCUGCCUUUCAGAUUGGAAAUGUCGUCAGAGAACACCUAUAAACUAAUAAUAGCCAGUGCCCUGGACAGAGAAACAGUGUCCACUUACAAUAUCACCAUCACUGCAAGGGACCGGGGCAGCCCGGCUCUGUGGAGCAGCACGGAGCUGGUGCUGGAGGUGUCGGACGUGAACGACAACGCGCCGGUGUUCGAGGAGGCGUCGUACAGCGCGUACGUGCGGGAGAACAACCCGGUGGGCGCGCUGGUGUUGCGCGUUGUCGCUCGGGACUUGGACGCCGCUUGGCCGCCGCCGCCGCUGCCCAUCGUGCCCGCGGAGGAGCUUGUGGCCGGGGAGCCCUGCGAGAAGCCGAGUCCGAGCAGCAACGCCGUCGUGGAACAGCCGCUUGUCGACCCCGACGUACCACAGGUCAGUCAAUCCAUUCUCUUCGAGCUCUUCCUAACUAUUGACCUCUUUUCUUCUGUGUUUCCCGAGUUCCUGUACUUCAUGAAUGGAAAAGUGAUAGGUUCUCCAUCCAAACUGAAAGAAGAGAGUGUCACCUACAUUUUGCGGGAUUGGUUGCAGCAGCGGGACGUCUUAACUUUUCCUGACUUUAUUUUUCCGUCCUGUGCCGGGAGGAGGCUGCGGGCGCCGCUGUUGACCGAGAGGAGCGAGAGGAAGGUCGGAGAGCUGCAGCCCCGCCCGCUGCGGCCCGGCUCGAUCGGCCUCCCGGUGUCUGGCUCGGAGGCCGGGCGGUUUGCGACAGUCCCCACGCUGCGGAACCGUGCUGAAGAGACACAGAGAGCCCGGCGGCAGCGGCUGGGAGCGGCGAGCCGGAGCUGCACCGUGAGCCCGAUCGGUGAGCGGCGGCGGGAGCUCUCGACGAAGUUGCGGCAAUGGCAGGUCUCCAACAAGGAGAUGAACUGUGUAUGUAGAAUGAUGAUGGUCUUCCUGCUUGCAGAGGACUCUUUCAGUGGGGACACCUGUGGGAAGUGGAGCCCCAACAUUAGCACAGGAUAG
Messenger RNA from Lepidothrix coronata (blue-crowned manakin), 2172 nucleotides. Its product is annotated as protocadherin gamma-B5-like. The coding region runs from base 1 to 2172 and encodes 723 amino acids. The record is from RefSeq and is a predicted model, not a curated record. The transcript is spliced from 5 exons. Gene Ontology annotation, cellular component: plasma membrane. Gene Ontology annotation, biological process: homophilic cell-cell adhesion. Gene Ontology annotation, molecular function: calcium ion binding. Lineage: Eukaryota; Metazoa; Chordata; Aves; Passeriformes; Pipridae.